GUAACCGCUGAGCAACUGAAACUGGAGGCGGUACAGCAAGGCCCCAAUGCACGGGCGUGGCUUCGUCGCAAAUUGAACACUUUCUCGGCCAAGGUAGCCAAGGAUUCAGUGGACGGCCGAAGCCCGCUGGCGGCGCUGGGUGCUGAAGUCGGUGUGGAAGACUGUCUGUCUAAGAAGGCGCUGAUCGAGCGCGUGAUCGCCGUCUUGCUGCCAGAAGAAUCAUUGGACAGCAGCGCCGCGGUGCAGCGGCAUGCUUGGCGAUUGCUUCGGUCCUGUCUUGGAAGACAAGCAGCAGGCGAGCAAAUCGAUGCCGAUUUCUUGAGCACAGAGGUAGUCGACGCAGAUCUUCGGCUGAAACUUCUUGCAUGGUGUUUGUGCAUUCCGAUGGACACUCUGGUGGGACGUCACUAUAGCUCUCAGCAGACAUUGCUGGAAUUGAUUCGUAGUCUUGGUUGCAUUAUGACACACUUCAAUUCCGUUUCGGACGUUUGGGCCACACUGGAUGUUGACUUGCAAAAACUUGAUGCUGAUGCUGCAUUGCAGCGCUUUCCCAACCUUGAACGCGAGCACGUCAUCGCUUUGCUGGCUUGCGUGUUGCACGAGAACCCAACAGUGCGGAUGGAACGGCAGUGGAAUGAACCAACAGGCUUCGAAGAUCAAGAGGACGUUUUAGAGGCCGUUCUACAAAUUCUGCAUGGCCGUAGGGCCACAGUGGAGACGGAUGGCAAGUCUCGGAAGCGCAAGGGUGCUUUGGAUGAUGCCGACAAGGCCUUUCUACGUGGUCUCAUGCGAAGGUAUGGCUUGGAACUGAUAGAUCAUCCGGAAAAGCCGUGUCUGUGGCAGGAAGUGUUCACCAAAGCAGAUUUUCUGCAGACACUGUGGUUCGUCAUACAGCGACUUCUGCAUCCACGUGCAUCUGGCGAGUUGACGGCUCUGCGUUGCCUCCAUCAACCUGAUCGCAUUGCUGCACUUAGAGCUUCCAGGAGUCGGGCCUUGCGAAGGAAUGGCGUCCAUGCCGAUGUGUUGUCCCUGCAUCAAGAGUUGCUGGAGUGGCAAAUGGACACGGGGACGAGUAGACUGCCGAAUGAAUCUGAAGACAGGCCUUUGUCUUCGAAGAUUGACAGCUACAAGGAGAAGGACAGAAGGAAUCGCAUCUCAAGCAUGAAGAAGGCUUAUCCUCCUGAUUUUGAACCUUUAGAGCAGUUGUCCUUGGACUGUCUUACUGGAGCAGGUGACUCAUCGACAGGUGUGCAGUGGCGUUCUGAGUUUGAAGAGCAACUUACGCUUUCUGUACCUGGCUGGACAGAGGAUGCAAAGAAAAGUCGCACUUUUCAUACAUUGCAAGAAGUCCUCCAAUGCGGCGAUGUGUUUCUUCAACAAUGUUUUGCGACGCUGCAAUCUUAUGGAUUGUCUCUUCAGCGCAAAUUGAGCGUUCUUGCUGCCAAGUUGCAAUGCACUCCUAGCAUACCAGGUGUGGCGGAAGCUAUGUCCACUCGAUUACUCUCAACUCCACAGGACACAGAGGAGAUGGAGCUCAACAGAUAUGUUUGUCGGUUGUGCGACUUUCAAUGUGCAGACAAGGAAGUCUUGCAAGAGCACAUCAAGGACGCUCAUUCGAAUGACACUGAGGUUGCAAGAGCAUGGGUGGAAUAUCGCAAGAAAGUUCCCUCUUGGACUGUGCAACGCAGCUUGAUGGCCAAUGCGGAUGCAGCAUUGCGAGAGCCAGGACGGGAUGGAGCACUGCGUGAGGAACGGGCAUGUGUGGUUUGUGCUCGUAGAUUCUGGAGCGAAGAGUUGCGUCCAGUUAUUUUGUUCCAAGAUCCAGCUGCUGGAGCUCCAGAGACGGUGGACGGAGAAGAGGAAGAUCAGCGAGUGAAGAAGAUUGCACCUUCGCAACAACGUCGACUGUGUCGAGUUCUGGGCGUACAGCGCUACCUGGAGCGUUGGCCACAGCUACAGGCCCGUCCAGAGGCCAUUGCAGAGCUGAAGGCAUCGGCGGUCGAGCGUCCAUUCUUGAAGGAGGAGCUGCUCCUUUUACAUCGACGCCGAAUGCCAGCUGAUGUCAGGGACCCAUGCGACGUUUGCCGAGAAUGCUGUGGUCCCUUGACAUCAAGCAUGGUGAGCCUUCCUCGGUACAGCUUAGCCAAUGAUUUGUGGAUCGGUCGACAACUUCCAGCUUUGAGAAACUUGGCAGCGGCCACCAAACGUUUGUUACCAAUGGUGCGCACCUGUCUGCAAGUCACUGUUCUGCAGCCCGGUAACCUCGUUCGAGAGGAACGGCAGAAGGGCUUCAUCGGCAACAGCAUCUUUUUGCCGCAGGCUGCGCCCACAGCCAUUCGAGCUGUCCUUCCGCCGCCAGAACAGGACAUGCAGGAGUCCAUUCUCUUUGUUUUGGUCGGCGAUGGACAGAACAAAACAGCCCUUCAAAGCAGUGCAUUGUUGAAGGCCCCUCGUGGCGAGUACGAAUCUGCAGUUCGAUGUCUUCAAAGCACUUCGCCGUACUACGAAGAAGUCACGCUUCGGGACGCUGGUGAGUCUACGUUGCAGGGUUGCAUUUUGGAAACCGGUGUCAACAGCUACUUAGCCAAACAGUUGCUUCAACAGGGUCACUUGGUGUCGAGCAUCGUGGGCCUCAAUGAUGGUGAGGACGAGCAAUGCAAAUGGUUGAAAGUUGGUCGUGAUAUGCAAGAGCUCUGUCGUCGCAAGCCUGGAUCCCGACUCAGUGUGGCACAAGAAGUUUGCAGAGAUCGAGAUGGCAACGUGGUGUCUGAUGGCUCAUCUGCCCAGAGUUCUCAACUCCUUGGUCGCGAAGGACUUCGAGAGCGACAGGCCCUAGGGCAGAUCAAGAGCAUCCAAAGUCUGGCGGCCCAGUCUGCACAGAGUCAUCGGCAGGUGGAAGCGGACAUGUUCCAAGUCCGACCUUCCAAACUGGUGGUGCCGUCACAAGGGUCGCCUGCUUCUAUGUUUGAGCCUUCGACCUGGGCAAUGGCAUUUCCGGACUUGUUCCCCUGGGGCGAUGGAGUUCCAUUUCUGAAGCGAGAGACUCGCAUGGAUGCAGCAGAGGUCUUCCGAUACCUGCUCAUCCGCGAGGAGCUGCAGUACAAGCUACCGUCAGAGUCGGAGCUUGUUUCUGCCCCUUUGCCACGAUGGUUUAUGUUUGGAAUUGUCACGAACCAGUGGAAUCUUGUUAAGGAGACAUUGUUGCCUGUGAUGUACGAUGUGCAGCGACGAUUGGAGCUUAUGAAGUCUACCAAAGCAUAUGUGCAGCGUCGUGGCUUCGCAAAGCAUCUCAAUCUCAUCGCCAAUGUGAGCACAGAAGAUCUUUUGAAGGCAAUGGCAUUGCAUGGGGAAGCUGCGGACAUUCGAACUCUGACGCAAGAUGCCAAUGUAGAUCCAGCUUUGAAACGUGCUCUGGGCGGAGUGCUGCAAUCAACCGCCAAUAUCAUCGGCUUGGAAGGACAUCGCAGUCAAAUUCGACUUCGUGGUCAUGCAGCCGGUUGGCACUAUGGCAAUGCGCAUCUUUUUGUCACACCCAAUCUGGCUGACGUUCGUGCACCGUUGAUGUUGCAGCUGCAUCUGCAGACGAAUGGCAUUGCCGAAGUGGAGGCACAGAGUAUUUGCUUGGAUUGGGACGAUGAAAUCCCGGAGCUGCUUGGCAUCGAGCCGACUUUUCAAAAGGAACGGUAUGCAGUUGGAUUUCCACGCUGCUUCGAAGAUGGCAUGGCAACUUCAUUGUAUGGUGGCAUCUUUGGUGAUAUUGCUGCUUUGUGCGGCCCGCUCGAAACGCAAGGGCGUGGAUCCAUGCAUCCACAUAUCCUCAUCGUCUUGCUGGGUCAUGACCUCAUCAGUCGUGUGCACACCUUGAUGCGUCGCAUUGGACAUGGCGAGCUGGUGGUGGAACUGCAAAGGUGGAGUCGCAAAGUGUUGGAAGCUGCUGCGAAGAUUCGCUGGGACAGUCAAUUGGCUUUGUCCGAUUGCUUGAAUGUAGAAGGUACACCUUUGCCGUUUUCCGAAAAGCAACGCAGUGAGUGUGGCAAACAAUAUGCGGAGGUACCGCUUCAAGCAACGGAACCAGAUGGUCAUGAGAUCAUUGCCGAUCGAGAACAACAAGUUGGUCCUCCACGUUUGACUGGCUGCUUUGCAUCGCUGCGACCGCGAUAUCUACGACGCAAACUUCAUGAAGAGUUUCCCCGUGCAAUUUGGAAGACUGCCUUUUGUUCUGAUUAUCGACGACUGGUGAUUCAGAAUCAUUUCCACAAGUGCACAAAGUCGUGUUUCAAGAAGAUCCUCGACCAAUUUAGUGCAUUUUUUUGCUUUGAUAGAAAGUUCCUUUCGUAA
Messenger RNA from Durusdinium trenchii, 4338 nucleotides. Lineage: Eukaryota; Dinophyceae; Suessiales; Symbiodiniaceae. The record is from the annotation of a GenBank genome assembly.